This is a messenger RNA of Rhodotorula graminis WP1, 1192 nucleotides long. RefSeq lists its product as uncharacterized. NCBI's taxonomy places the organism in Eukaryota, Fungi, Basidiomycota, Microbotryomycetes, Sporidiobolales, Sporidiobolaceae. Gene Ontology annotation, molecular function: translation initiation factor binding; mRNA binding; translation initiation factor activity. Bases 167 to 937 code for a protein of 256 amino acids. Gene Ontology annotation, cellular component: eukaryotic translation initiation factor 2 complex. The transcript is spliced from 4 exons. Gene Ontology annotation, biological process: formation of translation preinitiation complex; formation of cytoplasmic translation initiation complex; translational initiation. The record is from RefSeq and is a predicted model, not a curated record.
CAAGAAGAAGACGGUGCGCAUCGACUCGGACGUCGAGGACGCCGCAGACGCCGAGGAGCUCAACCCCAAGUCGCGCAAGCGCGUUGACAAGCUCGGCAACGAGAUUGACGACGAGCCCGUCGACAACCAGAUCUCGGCGGAGGUGACGGCCGUUGACGCGAGUGGGAUGGAGGACUUCACGGACCUGAAGAAGAAGAAGAAGAAGAGCAGCAAGAAGGCGUUCGACCUCGAGGCGUUCGAGAAGGAGCUGGCGGAGACCGAGUCGGCUGAGGCGGAGCCCAAGGGGAUCUUGAAGAAGAAGGUUCCUGCGGGCUCGGACGACGAGGGCGAGGACGUGGACGAGCCGGUCGAGGGCGAGGACCCGUUCGCCAAGGAGGACGCCGAGGAGGAGGAGGGCCAGCUGUCCAAGGCUGAGGCGGCCGCGCAGUCCAAGGCGUGGCUGAAGGAGGACCGCGACUACACCUACACCGAGCUCCUCGGCCGGUUCUUCGGGCACCUGUACCAGUCGCACCCGGCCCUGUCGGGCGGCACCAACAAGAAGAAGUACACGAUCCCGCCGCCGCAGCUCUUCCGCGAGGGCAACAAGCGCUCCAUCUUUGCCAACAUCGCCGACAUCUGCAAGCGCAUGCACCGCCAGCCCGAGCAUGUCAUCCAGUUCCUCUUUGCCGAGCUCGGCACCAACGGCUCGGUCGACGGUUCGGCUCGCCUCGUCAUCAAGGGCCGGUUCCAGCAGAAGCAGAUCGAGAACGUCCUGCGCCGGUACAUCGUCGAGUACGUCACGUGCAAGACGUGCAAGUCGCCCGACACGACCAUGACCAAGGACAACCGCCUCUUCUUCAUGACCUGCACGUCGUGCGGCUCGGUCCGGUCCGUCCAGGCCAUCAAGACGGGAUUCACUGCGACGACUCGCGCCGCUCGUCGUGCCGCCCGUGCCUGAGCGCACCCGACGCCGCCCUCCCGCUCGUCGACCCUCCUCGAGCGCCGCCCCUCGCCUUCCUCCACGCCUCUCAACCGUUGUACCCUCUCCUCCCACCUUUUAUCCUCGCACCAGCACCCGGUCGAGUCGAGCCCUCGACCUCGUCGUCCUCGUCGGGGAGCGAGAGGCGCUCAGUCUUGCCUUCUUCCCCCCGCCCUGUACCUCCCCCUCUUUCCCCAAAAGCACACUCUUGCAACACGCGUUGUCAUUCCCUUU